This is a messenger RNA of Etheostoma cragini (Arkansas darter), 5239 nucleotides long. RefSeq lists its product as uncharacterized. Lineage: Eukaryota; Metazoa; Chordata; Actinopteri; Perciformes; Percidae. Gene Ontology annotation, molecular function: protein binding. The transcript has 27 exons. The coding region runs from base 33 to 5129 and encodes 1698 amino acids. The record is from RefSeq and is a predicted model, not a curated record.
CACAUUACACAUAUGAAGGUGUGGACUCUGCUAUGAGUCAGUGUGAGGACAGAGAGGAGGGAGUCCCUCCCCCUAAACCCCCUCUGUGGGGGGACCAUGACAGCCAGACCAAAGCUCAGAGCCCAGAGAAGCAGCACGGACCUGGACCUGGAUCUGGACCCAGCUGUGUGUCCAUGAAGAGUGACCGGUCUAUGGCUCUUCCUGUAUUCUUCAAAGAUGGAUGCCUCUCUGAUGAUCAAAGGAUCCAUCAGAGACCAGACUGUCCUGAACCUGAUCCCAGCUGUGUGUCCAUGAAGAGUGACCGGUCUAUGGAUUGUCCUGUAUUCUUCAAAGAUGGACGCCACUCUGAUGAUCAAAGGAUGAAUCUGGAAGAACCUGAUCCCAGCUGUGUGUCCAUGAAGAGUGACUGGUCUAUGGAUAAACCUUUAGGAUUCAAAGAUGGACGCCACUCUGUUGAUCAAAGUGUUUCCUCUCCAGAUGAAGGUGUGGACUCUGCUAUGAGUCAGUGUGAGGACAGAGAGGAGGGGGUCCCUCCCCCUAAACCCCCUCUGUGGGGGGACCAUGACAGCCAGACCAAAGCUCAGAGGAUCCAUCAGAGACCAGACUGUCCUGAACCUGGACCCAGCUGUGUGUCCAUGAAGAGUGACUGGUCUAUGGAUCGUCCUAUAGACUUCAAAGAUGGACGCCACUCUGUUGAUCAAAGUGUUUCCUCUCCAGAUGAAGGUGUGGACUCUGCUAUGAGUCAGUGUGAGGACAGAGAGGAGGGGGUCCCUCCCCCUAAACCCCCUCUGUGGUGGGACCAUGACAGCCAGACCAAAGCUCAGAGUCCAGAGAAGCAGCACGGACCUGGAUCUGGACCCAGAACCAGACUCAGACCUGGAUCUGUACCUGCACCCGAACCCAGCUGCUUGUCCUUCAAGAGUGACCAUUCAAAGGAAUUUUAUCUUACUUUUAAACAGGAUAAAAAGAUCCAUCAGGGACCAGACUGUCCUGGACCUGGACCCAGCUGUGUGUCCAUGAAGAGUGACCAGUCUAUGGGUUGUCCUGUAGUCUUCAAAGAUGGACGCCAGUCUGCUGAUGAAAGGAGGGAUCUGGAAGAACCUGGACCCAGCUUUGUGUCCAGGAAGAGUGACGGGUCUAUAGAUAUACCUGUAGACUUCAAAGAUGGAUGCCACUCUGUUGAUCAAAGGAGGAAUCUGGAAGAACCUGAACCCAGCUGUGUGUCCAUGAAGAGUGACUGGUCUAUGUAUGAACCUUUAUACUUCAAAGAUGGACGCCACUCUGUUGAUCAAAGUGUUUCCUCUCCAGAUGAAGGUGUGGACUCUGCUAUGAGUCAGUGGGAGGACAGAGAGGAGGGAGUCCCUCCCCCUAAACCCCCUCUGUGGGGGGACCAUGACAGCCAGACCAAAGCUCAGAGCCCAGAGAGGCAGCACAGACCCGGACCUGGACCUGGACCCGGACCCGGACCCAAACCUGUGUCCUUCAAGAGUGACAACUCAAAGGACUUCGUCCUUUAUUUUAAACAAAGAUAUGACAAAAAGAGGAAUCUGGAAGAACCUGGACCCAGCUGUGUGUCCAUGAAGAGUGACGGGUCUGUAGACUUCAAAGAUGGACGCCACUCUGUUGAUGAAAGGAGGAAUCUGGAAGAACCUGAACCCAGCUGUGUGUCCACGAAGAGUGACGGGUCUAUGGGUCCUCCUUUAAAGUUCAAAGAUGGACGCCACUCUGUUGAUCAAAGUGUUUCCUCUCCAGAUGAAGGUGUGGACUCUGCUAUGAGUCAGUGUGAGGACAGAGAGGAGGGGGUCCCUCCCCCUAAACCCCCUCUGUGGGGGGACCAUGACAGCCAGACCAAAGCUCAGAGCCCAGAGGAGCAGCACAGACCUGGACCUGGACCUGGACCCAAACCUGGACCUGGACCCAGCUGUGCAUCCUUCAAGAGUGACGACUCAAAGAAAAAUUAUAUUAAUUUUAAACAACGAUAUGACAAUAAGAGGAAUCUGGAAGAACCUGAACCCAGCUGUGUGUCCAUGAAGAGUGACCGGUCUAUGGGUCCUCCUUUAUACUUCAAAGAUGGACGCCACUCUGUUGAUCAAAGAGUGGACCAGGAGAGCUCAGAGGGUCCCAGUGGUCAGUCUGCCCAGCAGCAUCAAACCCACCUGGACUCAAUCUUUAUGCUGCUGGAGGACGACAUCGUCACUUUUGUGAAGAACGAGCUGAAGAAGAUCCAAAAGGUUCUGAGUCCAGAUUACCCAGAAUGCUUAGAGAGCCAAAGGGAGGAUGAGGAGGUGUCUGACGGUGAGGAUGAAGAGCAGAGGAGGAGCAGCAGAGAGGCAUUUCUGAAGAUCACACUGCACUUCCUGAGGAGAAUGAAGCAGGAGGAGCUGGCUGACCGUCUGCAGAGCAGAAGUUAUCAUGGAGUUUGUAAGCGUAAACUCAAAUCUAACCAGCAGAAGACGUUCCAGUGUAUGUUUGAGGGGAUUGCUAAAGCAGGAAACCCAACCCUUCUGAAUCAGAUGUUCACAGAGAUCUACCUCAUGGAGGGAGGGGCUGCAGAGGUCAAUGAUGAACAUGAGGUCAGACAGAUUGAAACAGCAUCCAGGAAACCAGACAGACCAGAAACAACCAUCAGACAAGAAGACAUCUUUAAAACCCCACCUGGAAGAGAUGAACCAAUCAGAACCGUGAUGACAAAGGGAGUGGCUGGCAUCGGGAAAACAGUCUUAACACAGAAGUUCACUCUGGACUGGGCUGAAGGCAAAGCCAACCAGGACAUCCAGUUCACAUUCCCAUUCACCUUCAGAGAGCUGAAUGUGUUGAAAGAGAGAAAGUUCAGCUUGGUGGAACUUGUUGAUUACUUCUUUAGUGAAACCAAAGAAGCAGGAAUCUGCAGGUUUGAAGAGGUCGUCUUCAUCUUUGACGGUCUGGAUGAGUGUCGACCUCCUCUGGACUUCCUCAAAACUGAGAUCCUGACUGAUGUUACAGAGUCCACCUCAGUCGGUGUGCUGCUGACAAACCUCAUCAGGGGAAAACUGCUUCCCUCUGCUCGCCUCUGGAUAACCACACGACCUGCAGCAGCCAAUCAGAUCCCUCCUGGGUGUGUUGACAUGGUGACAGAGGUCAGAGGGUUCACUGACGCCCAGAAGGAGGAGUACUUCAGGAAGAGAUUCAGAGAUGAGGAGCAGGCCAGCAGAAUCAUCUCCCACAUCAAGAGAUCACGAAGCCUCCACAUCAUGUGCCACAUCCCAGUCUUCUGCUGGAUCACUGCUACAGUUCUGGAGGACAUGUUGAAGACCAGAGAGGGGGGAGAGCUGCCCAAGACCCUGACUGAGAUGUACAUCCACUUCCUGGUGGUUCAGUCCAAAGUUAAGAACAUCAAGUAUGAUGGAGGAGCUGAGACAGAUCCACACUGGAGUCCAGAGAGCAGGAAGAUGAUGGAGUCUCUGGGAAAACUGGCUUUUGAGCAGCUGCAGAAAGGCAACCUGAUCUUCUAUGAAUCAGACCUGACAGAGUGUGGCAUCGAUAUCAGAGCAGCCUCAGUGGUCUCAGGAGUGUUCACACAGAUCUUUAAAGAGGAAAAAGGACUGUACCAGGACAAAGUGUUCAGCUUUGUCCAUCUGAGUGUUCAGGAGUUUCUGGCUGCUCUUCAUGUCCAUCUGACCUUCACCAACUCUGGAGUCAACCUGCUGGCAGAAGAACAAACAUCCUUAAGCCAGUGGUUUCUAUUUAGAAACAAACCCGAACCAACAAUCUUGCACCAGAGUGCUGUGGACAAAGCCUUACAGAGUCCAAAUGGUCACUUGGACUUGUUCCUCCGCUUCCUCCUGGGUCUUUCACUGCAGACCAAUCAGAGUCUACUACGAGGUCUGAUGACACAGACAGGAAGUAGCUCAAAGACCAAACAGAAAACAGUGGAGUACAUCAAGAAGAAGAUCAGUAAGGAUCUGUCUGCAGAGAGAAGCAUCAAUCUGUUCCACUGUCUGAAUGAACUGAAUGAUCGUUCACUAGUGGAGCAGAUCCAACAGUCCCUGAGUUCAGGAAGUCUCUCCACAGAUAAACUGUCUCCUGCUCAGUGGUCAGCUCUGGUCUUCAUCUUACUGUCAUCAGAAAACGAUCUGGACGUGUUUGACCUGAAGAAAUACUCUGCUUCAGAGGGGGCUCUUCUGAGGCUGCUGCCAGUGGUCAAAGCCUCCAACAAAGCUCUGCUGAGUGGCUGUAACCUGUCAGAGAGAAGCUGUGAAGCUCUUUCCUCAGUUCUCAGCUCCCAGUCCUCUAGUCUGAGAGAGCUGGACCUGAGUAACAACAACCUGCAGGAUUCAGGAGUGAAGGUGGUGUCUGCUGGACUGAAGAGUCCCCACUGUAGACUGGAAAUUCUCAGUCUGUCAGGCUGUCUGGUCUCAGAGGAAGGCUGUACUUCUCUGGUCUCAGCUCUGAACUCCAACCCCUCCCAUCUGAGAGUGCUGGACCUGAGCUACAAUCAUCCAGGAGACUCAGGAGUGAAGCUGCUGUCAGCUGGACUUAAGGACCCACACUGGAGACUGGACACUCUCAGGACGGACCAUGGUGGACCACAGAGACUGAGACCUGGUCUGAGGAAGUAUGUCUGUGAACUGGAACUGGACACAAACACAGUAUACAGAGGACUCAAACUGUCUGACAACAACAGGAAGGUGACAGGUGUGUUAGAGAAUCAGCCAUAUCCUGAUCAUCCAGAGAGGUUUGACUGGUGGGAACAGCUGCUGUGUAGAGAUGGUCUGACUGGUCGCUGUUACUGGGAGGUCGAGAGGAGAGGAGGGGUUGAUAUAGCAGUGAGUUACAGAGGAAUCAGGAGGAAAGGAGGCAGUAGAGACUGUUGGUUUGGACAAAAUGAUCAGUCCUGGAGUCUGAUCUGCUCUGAUGAUGGUUACUCUGUCUGUCACAAUACCAGAGAAACAGUCCUCCCGUCCUCCUCUGUCUCUAACAGAGUAGCAGUGUAUGUGGACUGUCCUGCUGGCUCUCUGUCCUUCUACGCAGUCUCCUCUGACUCACUGAUCCACCUCCACACCUUCUACACCACAUUCACUCAGCCUCUCUAUCCUGGGUUUAUGGUCUGGUUUGGUUCCUCAGUGUCUCUGUGUCCUCUGCGGGACUGAGAGUCUCUCCUGUGGACAGAAACCCUGACUGAAGAUCAGCUGCUGAAAUCAGAGUUCAGUCUGUUCACCAUCACCACUCUGCCCUGUGAAGCAGAUCUGUCUCAGACUCA